GUUACGACAUUGUUUGGGUGUCUUUAGAGUCUAGAACCUUUUCUUUAAGGCAACUAGCUUUAAGAAAACAUUCGUGUCUCUGUCCGUGACUGCCGUGGGACCCAUUAGCUCGAGGAUUUACAUCACGGAUACAUCGUGGGGACUUCUGUCUUGUGAUUUUCUACAGCUUUAGGGAACAAGGGAUCAGUUGGAUGAACGUGUAGUACAGGCGUUGUGUAAUCGUUGUGUAAUCAUUGUGUAAUCGUUGGGCACUUGAUGGUUUUAAAACAAACAUGAACCUCCGUGUUGAGGAUAGUGUUCUAAUUGUCGCCUUGUUGAGCCUCGUGACGGUGACCCAGGCAGUGACGCCACCACCCACACCAGUGGCGCCCGAUGUCUCUUGUGGUGACGUCAUGGACGAAUGCCAGACGGCCUUUAGUCAAAGUCAACGAACAAGGGCUGACGUCAGAGCUCUCCAGCAGUGCGUCAAUGACGUCGACUGUGGCGAUGACGCCGAUGGGGAGGCGAAAAAGGAAAAGUUGUCGCUCUACAUCAAGCUGUCAGUGCUGCACUACUCCAGAUCCGAUGAGUACGGCCAUAACACAGCACCCACACUGUACGGCCCGUGUGCUGAAGUUGUGGCCACAUUAAGCUUGCUGCUCUACACGAUCUUGGCCAUGUAGCGCCACAAACACCAUCAUCACCAACUAGAUCAGCGUCAACAUCACCAACUACAUCAUCGAUAACUAGAUCAACACCAACAUCACCAACUAGAUCAGCGUCAACAUCACCAACUACAUCAUCGAUAACUAGAUCAACACCAACAUCACCAACUAGAUCAGCGUCAACAUCACCAGCUAGAUCAACACCAACAUCACCAACUAGAUCAACACCAACAUCACCAACUAGAUCAGCACCAACAUCACCAACUAGAUCAGCACCAACAUCACCAACUAGAUCAACACCAACAUCACCAACUAGAUCAGCGUCAACAUCACCAACUAGAUCAACACCAACAUCACCAACUAGAUCAACACCAACAUCACCAACUAGAUCAACACCAACAUCACCAACUAGAUCAACACCGACAUCACCAACUAGAUCAACACCAACAUCACCAACUAGAUCAGCACCAACAUCACCAACUAGAUCAGCACCAACAUCACCAACUAGAUCAACACCAACAUCACCAACUAGAUCAGCGUCAACAUCACCAGCUAGAUCAGCACCAACAUCACCAACUAGAUCAACACCAACAUCACCAACUAGAUCAACACCAACAUCACCAACUAGAUCAGCACCAACACCACCAACUAGAUCAGCGUCAACAUCACCAACUAGAUCAGCACCAACAUCACCAACUAGAUCAACACCAACAUCACCAACUAGAUCAACACCAACAUCACCAACUAGAUCAACACCUACAUCACCAACUAGAUCAACACCGACAUCACCACAAGAUAAUUUAUUAAUCAUAGAUGCUCUUGGUGAGAAAGAUUCCAAAAAGUAAAUCGCCAUAUCGUCUUUUAUUUCACAUUUCUCCUCACAACAUGUGAAACAACGAGCGACUGGUCUGUUUCAAACAGCAGGCUGCUUACAAAUAUUUGAAAUACUUGAUUGGUUCGAAAAUGGUGAGAAAAUUCUCAGCGUCGCAUUAGAGUGUACUAGCCAUCAAAGGGAAAUAACCUUUCGGACAGCUAUAUUUUUGUCUUUAUUUAAACAAGACAAUCUGUGUACUCAUUUAGUACUCCCAUUAUCCGUCACACUACUCAAUGACUUUUACAUUGGUCACGCCAAAACACCGUAUCACGCCAAAACACCGUAUCACGACAAAACACCGUAUCACCGCCAAAAAUUCCUCACACAAAAACAUAAUCACCCAGUUCAUCCCGACACACAUUAGAUGUUUAUGGUACAGCCUACGUCUGUCCAGAUUUUUUUUUGUUCCGGUGAAACUAAAAUUCAACUUUUUAAACGACUGACCUGAGGAUAUAAAAAGAAUGAAACAGUUCAAAGCAAAUUGGACAGAAAAGUAUGGUAGACUUACAAACAAAAACAUUUGACAGAAAAUUUGUUAAACUUACAGAAGAGAAAGUAUGACAGUUUAUGACAAAUCAAUUAAAACAGUAACAGACUAGAAAAUUCGACAUAAGAUGAAUGACUUAGGACUGACAUACAACACGUUGAAUUAAUAUGUCUCACUUACCAAUUAUGUAUUAAAAAGAUUCAUAUGC
Messenger RNA from Physella acuta, 2213 nucleotides. RefSeq lists its product as uncharacterized. Lineage: Eukaryota; Metazoa; Mollusca; Gastropoda; Physidae. The record is from RefSeq and is a predicted model, not a curated record.